AUGUUUAGAUCGCAGCUCGUGUCAAUAUUCUUCAUUUUAUCUUUUGCUCUUUCUCCCGUUUACGGGGAUUUCGACCAAAUGCAACUCGUCUUAACAUGGCCACCGACUUAUUGCCACGAAAAGAGUUGCGCAAGAAUUCCAACAAAUUUCAGAAUUCAUGGGCUUUGGCCAGACAACCAGCACGAACUGCUGAAUAACUGUAAGAAGUCGUUUACGACAAUCACGAAUAGCAGUAAAAGCAAUGCGCUGGACGACCGCUGGCCUGAUCUAAAAUACAGCAAAAUGAAAACUAUACAAACACAAGAUUUCUGGAAGUAUCAGUACAACAAACACGGAACAUGUUGUAUUGAGCUCUACAGUCAAGAAGCAUAUUUUGAUCUUGCCAUGAAGUUAAAAGACAAGUUUGAUCUUUUGCAAAUGCUCAAAAGUCAAGGAGUUAUUCCUGGAAAAACUUACACUGUUAACAAGAUUGAAGAAGCCAUCAGGGAAGUUACUCAAGCGUAUCCUAACCUCAAUUGCAUUGGUGAUCCACUAAAAACAAUGGAACUCAAAGAGAUAGGUAUCUGUUUCAACCGAGAGGCAACUGAAGUGGUUGCUUGUCAUCGACGUGAGACAUGCAACCCAUUGAACAAGAAUAAAAUUAGUUUUCCACUAUGA
Molecule: messenger RNA, 657 nt
Organism: Nicotiana tabacum (common tobacco)
Lineage: Eukaryota; Viridiplantae; Streptophyta; Magnoliopsida; Solanales; Solanaceae
Product: ribonuclease S-7-like
Biological process (GO): RNA catabolic process
Cellular component (GO): extracellular region
Molecular function (GO): RNA binding; ribonuclease T2 activity
Source: RefSeq, a predicted model, not a curated record